UAAUGCCAGACGGGGACCAUGUUAUCAUAGGUAUUAGGUGGUAAAAACAAAAUUUGCUUAUUAAUUAAUUAUUAUUUGUAAUUGUAAUUUUCUUAUUUGUAAAGGUCAAUCGACCCCCACCUAUAUUCAUACAAAUGGCCGCUUGUCAGAACCCCAAACCCCAUCAAUACAUAAAACAAACCAAUCCAAUCGCAUCUGCAAGAUUCCAAUUCCGACUACAAUUCACGCGUAAAUCCUUCACCAGUCGUCACAAAUCUCAGUUUCUGUUACCAACACCAGAUCGUUAACCAUUUUCAGAUGAAAUUUUCAUCCCUAAGUAGUCGUCAAUUUCCAGAUUCAUUAACAACAUCAUCAUCGUGAUGUAUACUGGUAAUCUGUUAGGGUUUGGUCUAGCCGUAUCCUCUAGUGCAUUCAUCGGAUCAAGUUUUAUUAUUAAAAAGAAAGGUCUACAAAGGGCUGGUGCUUGUGGUACUCGUGCAAGAUCUGGAGGAUAUGGUUAUCUGUUGGAGCCAUUGUGGUGGAUUGGCAUGUUGACUAUGGUUGUUGGAGAAUUUGCUAAUUUUAUAGCUUACAUAUAUGCUCCAGCUGUUCUCGUGACUCCAUUGGGGGCAUUGAGUAUUAUUGUGAGUGCGAUUUUGGCACAUUUCUUACUAAACGAGAAACUGGGGCGAAUGGGGAUACUCGGAUGUGUGCUUUGUAUAGUCGGUUCCACCGUUAUCGUGAUUCACGCCCCCGCUGAACAUAGCAUAAGCUCGGUGGAAGAAAUUUGGGACCUAGCAACACAACCAGCUUUUCUUUUGUACACAGCAUCAGCAAUCGCUGUGGUAUUGUUCUUGGUGUUGUACUGUGAAUCACGAUACGGGCAGACUAAUAUGAUGGUGUAUAUUGGCGUAUGUUCUAUAAAUGGUUCGUUGACGGUUAUGAGUGUGAAAGCAAUAGGCAUUGCCAUAAAACUUACAUUAGAGGGUUCAAGCCAGGUGGCACGCUACCAAACAUGGAUUUUUGUAAUGGUAGCUGUUACAUGUAUAAUCACUCAAUUGAAUUACUUAAAUAAGGCUUUGGACACAUUUAACACGGCGGUUGUUUCACCUAUCUAUUAUGCCAUGUUCACAUCUUUCACAAUCCUCGCUAGUGCCAUCAUGUUCAAGGAUUGGUCCGGUCAGAGUGUUAGCACAAUUAUUUCGGUUCUUUGUGGGUUCAUGACCGUGCUUUCUGGUACCAUGAUUUUGCACAGUACACGAGAACCCGAUCCACAACCUAUUUCAGACAUGUAUGCAUCACUUUCUCCUCAAAUAUCGUGGAUUGUGCAUGCAAACGGGGAAAUAUGGAAGCACAAGGAUAACGACGAAUCAUGCCCAGAAGUUGUUGCAAUAAUUCAACCCGAUCAUUUCAAAUGAUCCAUUUUUGAAGAAUGUAGCAUGAAACUCCUCAAAUAUGAUCGGGAACAGGUUUACAUUGGUUUUCUGCAUUCUCAGUCAGUCGGGCCAGGGGAUAGAAGAAACAUUCUAUACAAGGUAAUCAACACGGUAAUCUUCCUGUGAAAAUAGAAUUGGCUUAUAUCUAUUUGUUUGGGAUCUUAUACAUCCCAAUAGUGAUUUAUAACUAGUUCAUUGAUAGUAUUGUUCCUUAUAUUUACAUUUUGCUUUAGGUGGUGUUUUGCUUUGUAAAUGUUUUAACAUAGUGUAUUCGGUUAAAAUGCAAUCUAGGCGCAGAAAGGUAAUUUAAAAAAA
Molecule: messenger RNA, 1730 nt
Organism: Helianthus annuus (common sunflower)
Lineage: Eukaryota; Viridiplantae; Streptophyta; Magnoliopsida; Asterales; Asteraceae
Product: probable magnesium transporter NIPA6
Exons: 7
Coding region: 360-1397 (345 amino acids)
Biological process (GO): magnesium ion transport
Cellular component (GO): membrane
Molecular function (GO): magnesium ion transmembrane transporter activity
Source: RefSeq, a predicted model, not a curated record